Molecule: messenger RNA, 1911 nt
Organism: Trichomycterus rosablanca
Lineage: Eukaryota; Metazoa; Chordata; Actinopteri; Siluriformes; Trichomycteridae
Product: tyrosine-protein kinase BTK-like
Exons: 17
Coding region: 1-1911 (636 amino acids)
Biological process (GO): T cell receptor signaling pathway; B cell receptor signaling pathway; adaptive immune response
Cellular component (GO): plasma membrane
Molecular function (GO): ATP binding; non-membrane spanning protein tyrosine kinase activity; protein binding
Source: RefSeq, a predicted model, not a curated record
AUGUCUGAAGUUAUUAUUGAGGACAUUUUCAUGAAGCGCUCACAGCAAAAGAAGAAAACCUCACCAUUAAACUAUAAAGAGAGACUCUUUGUACUUACACAAGAUAAGAUUUCAUACUACGACUACGACUAUGAAAAAGCGAAAAAGAAGGGAUUAAAGGGGUCUGUGGAGAUUGACAAGAUCAAAUGUGUUGAGACUGUAAUGCCAGAAGAUAAUGCUCCUCCUGAACGACUGUACCCAUUUCAGAUAGUUUAUGAUGAUGGACCACUCUAUAUAUUUGCAAAAACAGAUAAUGUACGAAAGCAGUGGAUUCACAAACUUAAAAAUGUGGUGCGAUUUAACAAGGAUCUACUGCAAAAAUACCACCCGUGUUUCUGGGAGGAUGGAAUGUGGAAGUGUUGUCAACAGGAAGUUAAACAAGCAAUGGGCUGCAAAUUGUUGGAAAUGAGAAAUGGAGGAAUUUCCAAAGGAUCUCAUCGUAAAUCUAGAAAACCUCUCCCACCCACACCAGAAGAGGAAAAAACAUCCAGAUCUCCACACCCACAGCCACCACAGCAGCAUGGCUUCUCAGUUGGAAUGACGGUCAUCGCAGAGUAUGAAUACACUCCUAUGACUCCCCAAGACCUGGAAAUGAAAAAGGACGAGCAGUACACAAUUUUGGACAUAUGUGAUGCCAACUGGGUUAGAGCCAAGGAUAAAUAUGGUAAUGAGGGAUACAUUCCAAGUAACUAUGUUGUUGAAGCCUUAAAUGGAUUGGAGAAGUUUGAGUGGUAUUGCAAAAACAUGAACCGCAGUCAAGCAGAAAAUUUACUCAAGACUGAGAAUAAAGACGGUGGUUUUUUGGUGCGAGAUUCUGGAAAAUACAGUGGAAAAUAUACUGUUUCUGUUUUCACCAAGAGUACUGGAGAUAUGGUUGGAAGCUGCCGACACUACAACAUAUUAACAACCGAACAGGGACAGUUCUAUCUUGCAGAAAAGCAUUAUUUCAAUAAUAUUCCAGAUCUCAUUACUUACCACCAGCACAAUGCAGCAGGACUGGUGAGCAGAUUAAAACACAUUGUGUCAGCUCGAGCUCAAAAUGCACCGUCCACUGCAGGUCUGGGUUAUGGAGUGUGGGAGAUUGAUCCUCACCAGCUUACCUUUAUUAAAGAGCUGGGCAGUGGACAAUUUGGUGUAGUUAAGUAUGGGAAGUGGCAGGGUCGGCAUGAUGUAGCCAUCAAAAUGAUCAGAGAAGGCUCCAUGUCGGAGGAUGACUUCAUCGAUGAAGCUAAAGUCAUGAUGAAACUUCGUCAUGAGAAUCUAGUUCAACUUUAUGGUGUUUGCACGAAACAAAGACCUAUUUACAUAGUCACAGAGUUCCUUUCCAAUGGAUGUCUACUGAAUUACCUACGGGAGUACCUGCAACACCCCUCUCCUGUUGAGCUUCUGGAGAUGUGUAAAGAUGUGAGCGAAGGAAUGGCCUACCUAGAAUACCAGCAGUUCAUUCACAGAGACCUUGCUGCCAGAAAUUGUUUAGUAGAUGCAAAUGGGACAGUUAAAGUGACUGAUUUUGGUUUGUCAAGAUAUGUCCUUGAUGAUGAGUAUACCCCCUCUGCUGGCUCGAAGUUUCCUGUACGAUGGUCACCUCCUGAAGUACUCCUUUACAGCAAAUUCAGCAGCAAGUCAGACAUCUGGGCAUUUGGUGUUUUAAUGUGGGAAAUCUACACACUUGGUAGAAUGCCAUAUGAACGUCUAAAUAACAGUGAUAUAGUUGACAAAGUUCCUGCUGGCUACAGACUCUAUCGUCCUCAGAUGGCCAGUGAUAGAAUCUACUCCAUAAUGACCAUGUGUUGGCAUGAGAAACCAGAUGAACGUCCUACAUUUCAGGAUCUUGUGAUGAUCAUUCAGGACUUAUUGGACAAUAUGCACUAG